Molecule: messenger RNA, 3424 nt
Organism: Pecten maximus
Lineage: Eukaryota; Metazoa; Mollusca; Bivalvia; Pectinida; Pectinidae
Product: b(0,+)-type amino acid transporter 1-like
Exons: 13
Coding region: 1-1659 (552 amino acids)
Biological process (GO): amino acid transmembrane transport
Cellular component (GO): membrane
Molecular function (GO): L-amino acid transmembrane transporter activity
Source: RefSeq, a predicted model, not a curated record
AUGAAGUGGUCUAGUCCAGGGAUCUUCACGUCACCUAAAGGUGUGACACUGGCAGCGGGCUCAGUAGGUCUAAACUUGCUGAUAUGGGCUCUGUGUGGAAUAUUUACUACUAUGGCGGCUUUGUGUUUUGCUGAGAUGCAGAUCUUUGUGAAGCGGGAUGGAUGUGAGUACGGCUAUAUUCACAAAGCGUUUGGCCCACUGCCUUCGUUUGUCUACACUUGGAUGAGAAUCGCUGUGGCGGAGCCUAUCACAACGGCUGUGUUCGCUCUGGCCUUUUCACACUACAUUGCAGACGCCAUCGUCGACAAUUGUGGCCCGCCAAAGUUGCUAGAACAAAUGCUGACUGUAACCAUAAUAUUUAGCUUGGCAAUCCUAAACACCUACAGCCUCCGCCUGGCCCAACAGAUCCAGUCCCUGGCGAAUCUCGGCAAGAUUGUUACGAUUGGUAUCAUCAUUGUGACCGGUAUAUACAGACUGGGGGCAGGUGAAAUAGACGGCUUGAAGGAGGGCUUUGAUAACACAGAAACUGAUCAUAGCAAGAUCAUCAUUGGGGUGUACAACUGCCUAUGGGCGUACGGUGGCUGGGCCUAUGUUCCGAACGUCACGGCUGCUGUCAGAAAACCCCCGAAAAACCUGCCAAAAUUGGUGAAAAUUAUCAUACCAACUGUAAUGGUCAUCUACCUACUUACCGUGAUGUCAUAUUUCACUGUGCUUACCGAGGAGGAAAUGUCUGGCGCCCAUUCGUUUGGUGUAUUGUGGGGCAGAAAAGCACUUGGAAAGGCAGCCUUCAUCAUCCCUAUAGGUGUUGCCAUGGUCGCUCUAGGAAACGCAAAUAACACAUUUUUGUCAUCUGGAAGACUAUCGCAGUUUUCCGUUCAUGAUGGCUACAUACCGGAUGUCUUAUCAUACGUACAUGUAAAAACCAAAUCACCACUUCCGGCAAUCAUCCUCCGCGCGGUGAGUGGGGUAGUGAUUGCCUUGGCGGUGGACGUGUCACAAAUGGUGCGGUUCUGGGUGUUCACUGUCUGGCUGUUUCAUGGACUUGCGGUCGGUGGGUUGCUGAUCAUGAGAAUCCGAAAACCGCAUCUAGAUAGACCGUAUAAAGUAAACAUCAUCGUUCCUUUCAUUGUUACUUUGGGAUCAGUCUAUCUGACCUUGGCUCCCUUCAUUGUAAAUAAACCUCGGCCUGAGUUCAUUUUCUCGUUGUGUCUGGCUGCCCUUUCCAUGCUUUGUUACUUUCCAUUCGUUCGCUGGAACUGUAGUGAAAACAUUAGUGGUGGAAAAUUCACAGACAAGCUCACCGUUUUUAUUCAGCUGUUUCUGAACGUUUCGCCAUUUAUCAAACGGUACAAGCGGAGGUUACGGACUAAACGCCGAAACGGACCUGCCACUGUGAGUCCCGUGGUUCCGGAAAGUGCCGUGGUACCAGAACCAAGUUCUCCUUCUUCAGACAUGCCUUUCUCAGACACAAUGUCCAUUUUUACAAUCGACACAAUAGACGAUUUGGACGAUACUAUGACCGCGGACGACCGUGAGUCGGUUGUCUCUUUCAACACAAACUAUUCAUACCGUACUAAUCUGUCGUUCCGGACGCAGUCUUCAAGUUCCAACUCGAGACCACCAACGUAUGACGAGGCUAUUGAAAUAACAAAACUUUGACACACGAUAGAAUUCUUAACCUAGAAAGGAAAAUCAAAUUUCAAGAGGGAUCUUUUGUUAACCUGGUAUAAUACUCUAAUUCCAGUCGUUGUGAACAAAAGCAAGACAAUUUCGGAAACGAGAUCAUUGCAUAUCGACGGAGUUCGUCAUUAGAAGCUUCUUAUUCAAAUUAAAUGUAAUAGAAUGUAUCCUUAUAGACAAACGUGGACGCUUUAAAAGUUUGUCUUGAGUUGGAAUAUAGCUGCUAAUGUUAUAUUUAAGUCGAUAUGUAUAGGUAAUAUUACACGUGUGUAGGACGGUUACAAUUAUAUCUAACUCAAUAUUUAUAGCUUAUAUUACACGUGUGUAGGUAGCUUAUAAUUAUCAAAAUUUAUUAAGACACUUCGAAUAUAUGUAGAGAUACUGUUCAAAGGAGAAUGCUCUCCCAUUUAUUACUGCAUGUAUUGGAAAGAAUAUAUGGGCAAAUCUGAAAAUAAAUUCAGUUGCCCAAAAUUAUUAUUCUUCGUAAAGGUCAACUUGAAAGUUGACAAACACAUAACAAUUCCUGAAAUGCAAUUGGAUAUUUGCGUGUUCGAUUCAUAUGUUCUUGGUGCAAAAUGUAAAAAGUGGUGCAGUUCAACUUAAGUGCUAAAUUAAAUUAAGAUACAUGUGAUAGCUUUUGCAUAAUUCGUCGUUUGUGAUAAAUGAAUACUGUAAAAUCAUUAAUUUUCGAGGUUUAAUUUUCGCUUAUUUCGUAGGUACAAAUGAUGCACGAUUUCAAAUUUCCACGAAUUACUAAAGUUUUCAAAAUACAUACAUCAACGUAUUCUUAAUCCAUGAAUUCCUGCCCCAAUAAAAUAGCGUUUUUGGAGAAAACAACGAAAAUUUAACCUCACGACAAUAUAUGAUUUUACAGUAUUAUUAUAUUGUUAUUUAAUUAAUUAAUUUUUAUGUUAUUGAUAUGAAAUCUGAUAAAAAUGACAUUUCCAUAUGUAUGAGAAACGUCAUAUUAUUUAUCUGAUUCACUUCCCUGUCGUGUAAACGUAGCACGUUAUUUUAACGAUGAAAUUUGACUUCACUAUGAAUCUGAAACGCUAAAUUAUCCCUCUUAAUCAAGAAACUAGUUAUUUUGUUACCAACUAUAUAUUAACUAUGAAAUAGUUACACAAUUAAUGUUGAUUAAUAUUCUGCAUGUAUAUCAAAUCUUGUUGUAUAUUGUAAUCAGUUAUUAUCUGGGAAGUAAAACAAUAGUAUCAUUAGUCGUACAUAUCUUAUUCUAAGAAUAGGUUUUGUCUAAUGUAGACAAACGUUUACAAAACAUUGUUCUUUGUCUUUUAUGUUGUAAAACCUAACAUGAUAAUUGAUGUUUUUAUUUAUGUUUGUUUUGUAUGGUAUUAGUCUGAAAUAUUUUCGUUGAGAUGUGUAGACACAUCCGAAGAUGGGGUCAUGACUUGUUAUAGUUACUCCAAAGGUCAUCUUUAAAAAUAUCUUGGUUUGCUGUAACCUGACCAGGGGGUUUUACAUAUGGGUAGGUAGGUAGUGCUGAGCUCUUUUAAAAUCAGUUCUGAAAACAUAUUUUCAACCUUCAAAACAAAAACAAACCAGAAUAUAAACUGUUUGGAAAUCAUUACCUAUUUUGAAAAGAAACACACCCAAAGCUUAUUUGGGUUUGCGAGAUGUAUUUUCAAAUUUGCAAAGCAACUUCCGGAGAUAAUUAUCCGGAACGGUCAAGUAAUUUAAAAAAAAAAAAAAAAAAAAGUCAUUUUAUUUUUCACAAUAAAAUUUC